GUCUUCUCAGAGUUUGUCAGCAUGUGUCACAUUUCGACCUGCUAAAGAUACAUGAAUGUACUCCGUACCGAUGCCGAAAUGCAUGUGUGUGCUCGUCCUUGAAUAUACUAAAGUAUCAAUCAGGGAUCGAUACGGAUCCAUCCACUGAACCAAUAUACGCCCACCACCAGGUCACCAGUGAAGUCUCCAUCACUUGUCAGAACACCUUCACAAUGCGUGACCUCGAAACGUCUCCCUUGUUAUCACCCAGUCCGUCUACAGAUGACUCGACCACGGCAAUUGAGCGAAAGAGACGAGAAGCCGCUGUUGAACGCACGAUCGAGAACGAUGUACUCCCCGAGACAGCCACUUCUGGUCGCAAUAUCGGCUGGGCAAGUGCAUAUGUGCUUGUGAUCUCAAGAGUGAUUGGGAGUGGUAUAUUUGCGAUGCCAGGUACAAUUGUUCAGAAUGUCGGCAGUCCUGGUCUGGCCUUGUCCCUAUGGAUUGUAGGAGCGUUGGUAGCAUGGGCAGGCCUAGCCAUUGACAUGGAAUAUGGAUGCAUGCUCCCUCGAUCUGGCGGUAUCAAGGUGUAUCUGGAAUACACGUACCGAAAGCCGAGGUUCCUGACGUCGACACUUGUGGCUGUCCAGGCCGUUCUGCUGGGCUUCACGGCGAGCAAUUGCAUCGUAUUCGCGAAGUACGUCUUGUUUGCAGCCGGGAUCGAGCCUGGGGAUCUGAACACAAAAUUACUUGCAGUUGGCCUUCUGACGUGGAUCACUAUCGUACAUGGAUGCUUCUACAAGACUGGCAUAUGGAUACAAAACAUACUUGGUUGGGUCAAGAUAGUAUUGAUCGUCUUCAUGAUUCUGACGGGCGUCUUUGUGAUCAUCUUUCGACCAGAGACAUCCCAGAACGAAUCAUCGGGCAUCACCACAAUUACUGACUGGAACGAUCUUUGGGCAGGCUCGGUAUGGGACUUUAAUACUUUGUCUACUGCCUGCUUCAAGAUCUUUUACUCGUACGCCGGGCUCAGCAACGUCAAUAAUGUUCUCAACGAGGUCAAGAACCCUGUUCGGACACUGAAGACGGUAGGCCCGAUUGCUCUAUUGACUGCUUGUGUCAUGUAUAUCUUGGUCAACAUCGCCUAUCUCGCCGUGGUACCUCUGGAGGAGGUGAAGCGGAGCAGAGAAUUGAUUGCCGCUUUGUUCUUCGAGCGGGUUUUUGGCGCUGGCUUUGGCAACAAGUUCUUGCCGAUCGGUAUCGCCUUGAGUGCCGCCGGUAAUGUCAUGGUGGUGACUUUCAGUUUGGCCCGUGUCAACCAGGAAGUCGCGCGGCAGGGUUUCUUGCCCUACGCUGAAGUUCUUGCUUCUUCGAAACCGUUCGGUUCGCCACUGGGAGGCCUCAUAGUGCACUACAUACCGUCAAUCCUGGUGAUUGUGCUACCUCCAUCCGCAACGGUAUACUCUUUCAUCGCAGAUAUUGAAGGGUAUGCAGGCCAGUAUUUCGCUUUUGCCGUUGCAGCAGGCCUGAUUCUUUUGCGGUACCGAAAGCCUGACUUGCGGCGGCCGUUCAAAGCAUGGGUACCUGCAGUUUGGCUACGGAUUCUGCUCAGCGUCUCCUUGAUCGUAGCACCACUCUUCCCUCCGAAGGGUGGUAAAUCCGACGUCAAUUUCUUCUAUGCGACAUAUGCGCUUGUGGGCUUGGCUAUGUGAGUUUGAGACUCCGUCCUUCAGGAAGAACACACUGAUGGCUGAUUACUCUACUAGCCUCUUCUUUGGUAUCUCAUAUUGGUUUGUCUGGACUAUUGCAUUACCACGUUGCAGGGGCUACGCACUCGAGGAAAAAGCCGAUAUCCUCGGCGAUGGUACGACAAUCACGAAGCUGACGCGCAAGGAACUAUAACCAGGCGCCUUUGGAUUGAUAGGCACUCAUAGAAAGGCGUGAACACAUGUUGUAGAUGCCGUGUCGUGCCUCAAUUAUUUCGACACAGCACACAGGUUGAAGGGCACGUCAUUUCGUAACCUCCACUAUCAUUGGCGGAUGAACAUGUCUAUAUACCCUCCUCCAUGACUUGCCCCACACAUUGUAUGUAUGGUGCGUGAUGUGGUACAUAUUGCGUGCUGUCUGACAAAUCACGAUGGCUGUGUGGCAUUUUUCACAGGUAUGAGAGUGCGCACCUCCUCACUGUCGUUACCCGAGGACAUCACCGGUCAAGUGUACUGUACCUACGAUAACAACAACGUUCAAACAAUGGCAUCAGCAACAGUCCAGCAGCCUGGCGGGCAUUCUACUUCAUUUGAGCCUCUGACGGCUCAAUUGAAAGGCAUAGUUACCUCUCAGACCGAGAAGCACCACGUUUAUACAUCUUUGAACUAUUAUGAAGACCCUGGUGGAAAGCCCCCCCACCCCCCUCAACCCAUAUCGAUAAGCCUGAGACUUAUGAAAGUCCCUACGAGCAACUGAACGUGACUAUUGUAGAGAGAAACAGAGGGUCUUUUCGGGUAGGCUGUGAUUGGUUGAUAAAUGCGCGUGGGGUGUAUGUGCCUCUUCUUCCAACAGAGGUAGGAGUAGCAAGUAGACAGACAAUAAAUCAAGACGAGUUUUGCG
Messenger RNA from Exophiala oligosperma, 2586 nucleotides. RefSeq lists its product as hypothetical. The record is from RefSeq and is a predicted model, not a curated record. NCBI's taxonomy places the organism in Eukaryota, Fungi, Ascomycota, Eurotiomycetes, Chaetothyriales, Herpotrichiellaceae. The coding region runs from base 213 to 1691 and encodes 492 amino acids. Gene Ontology annotation, biological process: amino acid transmembrane transport. The transcript has 2 exons. Gene Ontology annotation, molecular function: L-amino acid transmembrane transporter activity. Gene Ontology annotation, cellular component: membrane.